Messenger RNA from Lucilia cuprina (Australian sheep blowfly), 980 nucleotides. RefSeq names its product brachyurin-like. Bases 25 to 858 code for a protein of 277 amino acids. Lineage: Eukaryota; Metazoa; Arthropoda; Insecta; Diptera; Calliphoridae. The transcript has a single exon. The record is from RefSeq and is a predicted model, not a curated record. Gene Ontology annotation, biological process: proteolysis. Gene Ontology annotation, molecular function: serine-type endopeptidase activity.
GAAUUAAACAUCAUUUAACUAACAAUGAAAUUUUUGUAUUUGCAACUAAUUGCUUUGGCUUUGUGUGCAGCAAUUGCAGCGGAUGACUUAGUUCAACCACUCAUCUGCUUGGGGGAAUUAGGUCUACGUAUUAUUAAUGGCAGUCCUGCUCAACCAAAACAGAUUCCCUAUCAAGUUGGCUUGAUUUUGGAUACUAGCGAAGGAGACAAUUUUUGUGGAGGCGCGUUGAUUUCCAAUUAUUAUGUGCUAACUGCUGCUCGUUGUGUCAAGUACGUCAAUCAAGUUAUUGUUAUUCUGGGAGCCAAUGAUAUAACUAAUUCAAAUGAAGUGGGCCAAAUAAGGAUUACAGUCCUUGCAUCUGACAUUACUGUGCACGAGUAUUAUAAUGAAGUAACGCAUGAAAAUGAUAUUGCCCUUAUUCAAUUGCCAGAACCAGUUGUCUACAAUGAUUAUAUAAAGAAUAUUCAAUUGCCGAAACUUCUUGGACCAUAUUACAGUUAUGCCGCAGAUAUAGCCAGAAUUUCCGGUUGGGGCAAAACAAGUAUCUUGUCUCCUGGUCUUACGAAUAUACUUCGUUAUGCGGAUGUCUGUGUCCAGCCAAACUUCAUUUGUGAAAUAGAAUAUUUAGGUGCAAUUACCGCGUCUAAUAUAUGUACUCAUAGCUUACUGUUAAAGGCCACAUGCGAUGGAGAUACCGGUGGUCCAUUGGCAUAUUUUGCUGGCGAUCAUUACGAGUUAAUUGGUAUUGCAUCAUUUGAUUUUAUACUUGGCUGUGAAUUGGGCUGGUCAUCUGGUUUUACCCGUGUAACAUCAUUUGUAGAAUGGAUAUAUAUAAACACGGGAAUUGCUUAUUUUUAAAGGACAUUCUUUAUAAAUGUCGCAUCCUUUAUUAAUUUCAUAUCCAAUGAUAAUAUUUUAUUAUUCAUAUUUUCAGGUUUACUACAGAAUAAAUUUUUAACUUGGUAUACAUAUUUCGAUUA